AUGAAUCUUCUGGAGCUCCAUCGCCAAAAGCUUCUUUACCUCCUCCAGUCUGAAUUAACGGUUCUUUUGCUAUAUCGAAUUCUAAUUUCAGCAGGAAAUAAAGGAAAAGACGCAGGAGCUGGGAACAAGCUCGCCGGUUAUGGAGUAACCACUGUGAUCUUGUCUUUGGUUUCGACGGUUUAA
Messenger RNA from Thlaspi arvense, 183 nucleotides. The record is from the annotation of a GenBank genome assembly. NCBI's taxonomy places the organism in Eukaryota, Viridiplantae, Streptophyta, Magnoliopsida, Brassicales, Brassicaceae.